Messenger RNA from Nelumbo nucifera (sacred lotus), 2684 nucleotides. RefSeq names its product protein STRUBBELIG-RECEPTOR FAMILY 3-like. Lineage: Eukaryota; Viridiplantae; Streptophyta; Magnoliopsida; Proteales; Nelumbonaceae. Gene Ontology annotation, molecular function: protein kinase activity; protein binding; ATP binding. The record is from RefSeq and is a predicted model, not a curated record. Gene Ontology annotation, biological process: protein phosphorylation.
AUGCAUGACUUGCGUGUACCGUUGUUCACUUAUUUUUUGCUUUGAGUGAGAAGGUGGGAGAGAGAGAGAGAGAUCGAACCAUUAUUCUGUAUGUAGCUCUGUGUGAUUUUGGACGCUAGCCUUUUUCGCUUUCCAGCUCCCUCGUCUCCAGGAAGUUGUUAAACCACUUUGCUUGCCAAUGGACACUGUUUUUUGAACAAUGAGAGGUUUUAGGGUUCUAUGACUUCGCUUUUGCUGAUUCCUCCUCCGUCCUGGGAUUUGAGAAGUAAUGCUCAGUUAAGUUAUUGGGAAUUUUGCUGCACAAAGAGUUCAAGGACAAGCUUGAGUAGUCGGACUACGAGUAGAAGAUCGGCCAUGGACCACUUUAGCUGGGAGAUCUACGCACGGGUCUUCUUGGGGUUGAUGGUGGUUUUCUCAGCAUCCUUUUCUGAUGGAUACACUGAUCCGCGAGACGUUUUUGCAAUAAAUAGCUUAUAUACUGCGCUGGGCAAUCCUCCUCUUCCCGGAUGGAUUGCCAGUGGAGGAGACCCGUGCUUGGAGGCCUGGCAAGGUGUCCAAUGUGUCAAUUCUAAUAUAACCUCAAUAAUACUCAAUGGCGCAAAUUUGGGAGGGGAACUGGGUGAUAACUUAGGAUCGUUUUUUUCAUUGAUAACCAUAGAUCUCAGCAACAACCACAUUGGUGGCAGUAUUCCAUCGAAUUUGCCAAUUACCAUGCAAAACUUUUUUCUUUCAGAUAACCAGUUCACAGGAAGCAUUCCUAGUACUUUAUCCUCUCUGUCUCAGUUGACAGCCAUGUCGCUUAACAAUAAUCACUUAACUGGACAAAUACCAGAUGCCUUUCAGGGUCUUACUCUGUUGACAAACCUUGAUCUCUUCAAUAACAAUAUGAGUGGUCAACUGCCUCCCUCAAUGGAAAGCUUGUCAUCUUUAACUACCUUGCACUUGCAGAAUAAUCAACUAUCCGGGACUCUUGAUGUUUUACAAGAUCUGCCUUUGAGAGAUUUGAAUAUAGAGAAUAACCUGUUCUCUGGACCUAUACCUGAGAAGCUGCUGAAUAUUCCAAAUUUCAAAAAGGAUGGUAACCCUUUCAACACAACUGUUGCUCCAUUGCUUCCACCUUCAUCCCCACCACCUCCUUUUACUGGAGCACCAUCUUCAGAAGUAACACCUGUGAAUCAUACAAAUGGGGCUACUUCACCUGGAGGGCUGAAUUCUACAGGAACAAAAAAAACUUUGACCAGAAAAAGGAUUAUUGGGAUUUCAAUUGCAGGGGUUUUAAUAUUUAUUAUAUUUUUAUUAGUGGUUGCUCUUCUUGCAUCAAGAUGUUGCAAAGAAAGGCAAGAGAAUGAUAUAUUUGCCAACAGUCAUGAAGUAAUGGGUACAUAUAAAGAGCCCAGAGAGAAGCAUAAAGAGAGGCAUUCAGUGGACCAACUAGACAAUCAAAGAGAUAAGGUGCCAAAAGAAGCAGUUGUAAGGCCAAAGGAUGAACAUGAGAUUGAUGCUAGAAGAGUGACUGCGGUUCCUAGAAUGAAGGACAAUAAUGAGACAGAUAUUAAAAGAAUGGGUGAGGUUCCAAAGAAAAAGGAGGACCAUGAGAUAGAUAUGUCUGGUAUAGAUAUGAUUUUAAUGCCACCACCACCACCACCACCACCUCCUCCUCCUCCUCCUCCCCCUCCCCCUCCCCCUCUUAUUGAGAAGGUCAUUGUGAACCCUAUUGUGCCCCCCAGAAAAUUGAACCCACUAACUUCUGUAAGAUCUUUCACCAUUGCGUCACUUCAGCAAUAUACAAACAGCUUUUCUCAAGAAAAUUUCCUUGGAGGUGGCAUGUUAGGCAGUGUUUAUCGAGCAGAGCUUCCUGAUGGAAAGCUACUGGCAAUCAAGAAACUAGAUAAUCCAGCUUCUAAGAAUCAGAAGGAUGAGGAAUUUCUUGAGUUGGUUUUGAGUAUCUCUAAGCUUGAACAUGCUAAUGUUGUCAAGCUUGAGGGUUACUGUGCAGAGCAUGGACAACGACUUCUCAUUUAUGAUUACUGCAGUAAUGGGACACUCCAUGAUGCCCUACAUUCUGAUGAUGAACUGAAUAGAAAACUUUCAUGGAAUGCCCGCAUUCGAAUAGCACUUGGAGCUGCAAGGGCUCUAGAGUACCUGCAUGAGGUUUGCCAACCACCUGUUGUACAUAGGAAUUUCAAGUCUGGCAAUGUUCUUCUUGAUGAUGAACUUGCAGUACAUGUCUCUGAUUGUGGUUUGGCUUCUCUAAUAUCAUCCAGUGCUGUUAGUCAGUUAUCAGGACAGCUUCUAUCAGCUUAUGGAUAUGGUGCUCCAGAGUUUGAAUCUGGUAUUUAUACUUACCAAAGUGAUGUUUACAGCUUUGGAGUUGUAAUGUUAGAACUUCUUACAGGGAGAAAGUCUUAUGACAGGUCAUGGCCUCGAGGAGAGCAACAUUUGGCAAGAUGGGCCAUUAACCAACUCCAUGAUAUUGAUGCAUUGUCAAGGAUGGUUGAUCCUUCCCUCAAUGGAGCUUACCCUGCCAAAUCGUUGUCACGUUUUGCAGACAUUAUUUCUCUUUGUAUCCAGCCUGAGCCAGAAUUCAGGCCCCCGAUGUCUGAAAUUGUUCAGGAUCUCUUACACAUGGUACAGAGGGAACCCCCCAAUAAGAGGCCUAAUGGGGACUGAUUUGAGUUAUAAAA